GAAUUAAAAACUAGAUAGGUAUAUUACCGUCCGAGAGUAGAUUUCGAUAAAAAUAGCUGAACAUCCGGCGACGCUUAUCGACAGUUGCCAUUCGUUCUUUUAUUGCGUUGGAUAGUUGACAUAGAACAUUUAAAAGUUUAAACCAAAGGAAAAUAAGAAAAUAUUUUAAAAAUGGAGCAACAAUUAAAAGAAUUGGCUUUUGAUUUUUUCAACGUGGAUGCUAUUAAAUUUGGAGAAUUCGUGACAAAAGUUGGUUUAACAACUCCUGUUUAUGUUGACUUAAGAGUUUUAAUUGCACAUCCAAAAAUAAUGCAAAAAUUAUCACGAGCUUUAUGGGAAUUAUCAAAGAAUUCAUCUUCAAAAGUAACACAAAUUUGCGGAGUGCCUUAUACAGCUUUACCAAUUGCAACAAUAAUUUCUAUUGAAUCAAAUAUUCCAAUGUUAAUUCGAAGAAAAGAAGCGAAAGGAUAUGGGACCAAAAAAUUGAUUGAAGGACAAUUUAAACCUGGAGAGCACUGUGUAAUUAUAGAAGAUAUUAUUACAAGUGGUAGCAGUAUUCUUGAAACUGUUAAUGAUUUACAAAAUGAAGGUUUAAAGGUAACCGAAGCAUUAAUUGUCGUCGAUAGAGAACAAGGUGGACGGCAACAUUUAGAAGAUCAUGGAAUAAAAGUAAAGAGUCUAUUUACUCUUAGAAAAAUUAUUGAAUACCUCGUGGAAGCUGAACAUAUUGAUAGAAAUAUUUUAGAAAAAGUUUCAAAUUAUUUGAAAAAUUCACAAGCACCUUUGAAAGUAAAUAAUCAAGACACGCAAGUUGAACGAUUAAAAAUGGACUUCGUUACUCGAGCGAGACUUGCGAAAAAUCCACUAGCGAAAAAACUCUUAUUUCUCAUGGAUAGAAAACAAACAACACUUUGUUUAGCAGCUGACUUAACAGACGCGGAGAAAAUUCUCGAAUUAGCAGAAUUAGCAGGACCACAUAUAGCAGUAUUAAAAAUUCACGUCGAUAUUAUAGUGAAUUUCACUUCUGACUUUGUCACUCGACUACAAGAAUUAUCGAAAAAAUAUAAUUUUCUAAUUAUGGAAGACAGAAAAUUCGGAGACAUUGGACACACAGUUUCGCUUCAAUAUCGAAAUGGAAUUUAUAAAAUAGCCGAAUGGGCGGAUAUUGUAACAGCACAUUCAGUUUCUGGUAAAGGAGUGAUCGAAGGAUUAAAACAUGGUCUCAAUGAUCUCACAGAAAUUCGUGGAGUUUUUCUUGUGGCAGAAAUGUCCUCCGAAGGGGCAUUAAAGAAUGGAAAUUACAUCUCUCAAACAAUUUCAAUGACAACAGAUAUUAGUUUAGUGUCUGGUGUUGUUUGUCAGUCAAAUAUUUUUUCAGAUCCAGGAUUAAUACAACUCACACCUGGAGUGAAAUUAUCAAAAUCUGGAGAUGACUUGGGACAAAGGUAUAAUACUCCAGAGGAUGUUGUCAAUUCUGGAGCAGAUUUGGCUGUUGUUGGUAGAGGAAUCACUGAAGCAACAGAAAAACUUGCUGCUGUAAUGGAAUACAAAAAACAAUUGUGGGAUGCUUAUGAAAAGAGGAUCUCAAAAGAAUAAAUCAACAAUUUUUCCAAAGACAUUAACAUUUGUACAUACAUACAAAAAAAAUGACUAUUUGUCCUACAUGCCAUAACUUUUAUAUUAAACAGAUUAAUAAAAUUAAUUAAAAUUUCUAAUAAGACAA
Leptopilina boulardi is the source of this 1723-nucleotide messenger RNA. RefSeq names its product uridine 5'-monophosphate synthase-like. The record is from RefSeq and is a predicted model, not a curated record. The transcript has 4 exons. NCBI's taxonomy places the organism in Eukaryota, Metazoa, Arthropoda, Insecta, Hymenoptera, Figitidae. Gene Ontology annotation, molecular function: orotate phosphoribosyltransferase activity; orotidine-5'-phosphate decarboxylase activity. Gene Ontology annotation, biological process: 'de novo' pyrimidine nucleobase biosynthetic process; 'de novo' UMP biosynthetic process. The coding region runs from base 172 to 1596 and encodes 474 amino acids.